CCAUCUUGUCAGCGGGGAAUUCCUCCAUUAUUUCUUCUAUAUGCGUUCUCACAACUAGGAUUUGUAAUGGAGAUAACGUGUCAUGGUCUAUCAAAUCUUUCAUUUAACCACCCCCCUACUUCAGUGGAAUCUGCCCAGUGUGACAGCUUAUCUUCGCAAGAUCAACAUUAUGAAGACCUAGAUGGCUUUCGCGAUAUGUGUGAUCUGCCGGUAGAUAUCGGCGAUAGACGACCCACAUGUUUGAGAUGCUGCCGUCCCCAGAAGGUGUGUCUCUGCCCAUUCCUGCCAGUCCACCCCCUGGAGGUCUCCACAUGUCUGUACAUUGUUCAGCAUCCUGCUGAGGAGAGUCGAGCGCUUCGUACUGUUCCUCUGCUUGCAGCCUGCUUGCCCCCAGGAAAAUGCAAGGUCUUGGUGGGAAGGAGAUUCAAUGAAGAGAGAAACCCAGAGCUGGCUGCAGUGUGUCGAGACAGUGGAACCCUGAUCCUAUACCCAGGGCCAGACGCUCGGAACUUGGAGGAGCUUGUCCAGAACCAGGACCAGGACUUGGUGGGAGACCAGGAUAUUAAGACAGUGGGACGCAAUGUCAUAAUAAUAGAUGGCACCUGGAGCCAGGCGAAAGACAUGUUCCUCAGAAACGCCCUGCUUCAUCAGCCCAAACAGGUACAGCUGAGCAGGUCGGAUCAGACCAGCCAGUAUGUAAUCCGUUCUCAACCGUCUAACAUCUGCCUGUCCACACUGGAGUGUGCUGCUGUCACCUUGUCCAUCAUUGAGAAGAAUGAAGCUAUACAGGAGGUUCUGUUGAAGCCUCUCCAGGCUCUGUGCUCCUUCCAGCUGCAGUAUGGGGCCCAGGUCCACCACAGCAAGGAACACCUGAUACGGCAUGGCAUGUAUGACAAACAGAUGCCCAAGAACAAACGCAAGAUCAAGAGAAUGGAGAAGCUAAUUUCUAACCAGCAAAUCUGCCCUAGAUGAGGAACUUCUAGGUUCUGUCUGUGGACAACCUGGCCUAUCCUUCUCACACUGAUAUUCAUAUACUCUGUGAUUUUAAAGUGUGGUGAUUUGAAAUGUACUUUUUUGAUACGUGUUAAAAUAAAUUAUUUUAAAAGUG
Molecule: messenger RNA, 1108 nt
Organism: Esox lucius (northern pike)
Lineage: Eukaryota; Metazoa; Chordata; Actinopteri; Esociformes; Esocidae
Gene: dtwd2
Product: DTW domain containing 2
Exons: 6
Coding region: 67-972 (301 amino acids)
Source: RefSeq, a predicted model, not a curated record